ACGGAGUUACAAACACGAUUCCGACUGUCAAAUCCAUAGCUUUCCCAACCAACCCACCUUCUUCCUCUUCUCCCAAUCUCCUUCGUUUCCUUCAUCACAGCACGUCUUCUACUCGCUUUUAAGUCACUUCUCAAUCCCUGUUCCCAUUCUUUCAUAUACUUGUUGCUUCCAAAACCACCACACCCCAAAACCAUAAAGCACAGCCCCUUUUGUCAUAUUAGUUAAACAAAGCUUUAGUUCUUUAGAGCCAGAGAGGAACAAACCAAUCAAACAAUGGCUGAUCUAGAAGGAGGAGGGCCGCCAAAAGCCAGAAGCAACGGUUACAACAACCCAAACCAGUACUAUGUCGCAACUUCCGAGUCUUCGUGGACAUCGUGGUUGGUUCCUAUGAUUGUAGUUGCCAAUGUUGCUAUCUUUAUUGUGACCAUGUUCGUGAACAACUGUCCGAAGAACAAUUCGGGUUUGGAAGGCAAGUGUGUGGCCAGGUUUCUUGGGAGGCUUUCCUUUCAGCCUUUGAAAGAGAACCCUCUUUUUGGUCCAUCUGCUGCAACAUUGGAAAAAAUGGGAGGCCUGCAGUGGUACAAGGUUGUACAUGGGAAUGAAGCAUGGAGGCUUAUCGCUUGUAUCUGGUUGCAUGCCGGUGUCAUACAUGUGCUUGCAAACAUGCUGAGCUUGGUCUUUAUUGGCAUCCGUCUGGAACAGCAAUUCGGCUUUGUUCGCGUGGGGAUAAUCUACCUGUUGUCAGGACUUGGUGGGAGUAUAUUAUCAGCCCUUUUCCUUCAGAGUCAUAACAAUAUUUCUGUUGGUGCUUCUGGCGCUUUGUUUGGACUUCUUGGAGCUAUGUUAUCAGAGCUUCUCACCAACUGGAGUAUCUAUAGCAACAAGGCUGCAGCUCUGUUCACUCUUGUAAUCAUCAUUGCCAUCAACUUAGCAGUUGGAAUUCUUCCUCAUGUUGACAACUUUGCCCACAUUGGAGGAUUUAUUUCUGGGUUUCUCCUCGGUUUUGUACUGCUAUUUCGUCCCCAGUUUGGAUGGUUGGAGAGUCGGAAUCUUCCAGCUGGUGCUCGUGUCAAAUCUAAGUACAAGGCUUACCAAUUGGUUUUUUGUGUGCUUGCCCUUGCCUCGGUGAUUGUUUGGUAUACUGUGGGAUUGGUGAUGCUGUUCAAAGGAGAGGACGGAAACAAGCACUGCAGCUGGUGCCAUUACCUAAGCUGUGUGCCAACCAAACAUUGGAAGUGUAACAACACAAGCUGAUGAGCUCUCCCACAUCUACAAUUCAACUUCCAUACCUUGACCUUGAUAUCUUGCUCUCUAUUCUGUUUUUUUGUUCUUUGAUAUGUUAUAAUUUCAUUGGCAAACUUUCACUGGUGUACAUGCAUAGUUUGUGAGCACAUGAGAUUUUCUAGUUUGUGUGGAACCUGGAGAUAGUAAUGUAUAUUAGAUACAGGGUGUCUUUAUACAUUAGAUACAGGGUGUCUUUACAUUAUAUACAAAUGAUUUGCUCUUGUAUGCAA
This is a messenger RNA of Rosa rugosa (rugosa rose), 1514 nucleotides long. Its product is annotated as RHOMBOID-like protein 2. Gene Ontology annotation, molecular function: serine-type endopeptidase activity. NCBI's taxonomy places the organism in Eukaryota, Viridiplantae, Streptophyta, Magnoliopsida, Rosales, Rosaceae. The coding region runs from base 274 to 1254 and encodes 326 amino acids. Gene Ontology annotation, cellular component: membrane. The record is from RefSeq and is a predicted model, not a curated record. The transcript is spliced from 5 exons. Gene Ontology annotation, biological process: proteolysis.